Molecule: messenger RNA, 993 nt
Organism: Papaver somniferum (opium poppy)
Lineage: Eukaryota; Viridiplantae; Streptophyta; Magnoliopsida; Ranunculales; Papaveraceae
Product: probable leucine-rich repeat receptor-like protein kinase At5g05160
Exons: 4
Coding region: 1-993 (330 amino acids)
Biological process (GO): protein phosphorylation
Molecular function (GO): ATP binding; protein kinase activity
Source: RefSeq, a predicted model, not a curated record
AUGAAAAGAAGUAACCGGUUGAAGACGGUUCAAGCCGGGUCUCUUUGGAUCACAAUCUUUGUAAUAGUUGAUAUUCUUGCGUUUUUUGUUCUACUUUCGCUCGCUUGUGUUUGCAUCAAUAAGAAGAAGAUUGGAAAAGAAUUCCAAGGGAAGAACAAGAACAAGAAAGUGGAUGCAGAAGCUGUUCCAGCUGAAGAGAAAGAGAAGAAACUCAAAUUUAUGGAAAGCGGAGGAGUUAUUUUCGAACUUAAUGAUCUUUUGAAAGCUUCAGCAGAAGGAUUGGGGAAAGGAAAUUAUGGGAAUUCAUUUAAGGCCACCCUUGAUAACGGACUGACGGUUGUAGUUAAGAGGUUGACAGAGUUGAAACCCUUAAGUAGUGAAGAAUUUGCAACACAAAUGAAGUUGAUUUCCGGCCUCAAGCACAGAAAUUUGUUACCACUUCUUGCAUAUUACUAUUCGAAAGAUGAGAAGCUGUUGCUGUACAAAUUCAUUCCGAAAGGGAACUUGUAUAACCGCAUCCAUGUGGAAGAGGGAAUAACCGGAUUCCUUUCAAAUGGAAUUCAAGUUGCAGCUCAAAGAAUGAUAUCAUACAAAUCUCCGGAAUACCAAAACCGCAGAAAAAUUACCAAGAAGUCUGAUGUAUGGAGUUACGGCUGUCUUCUUUUAGAUCUCUUAACAGGUCAAAUAUGCACGUAUACAGCUCCUCAGGGAAGCAAUGACGGUGUUGAUCUUUGCAGCUGGGCAUAUAGAGCAGUUAGAGAAGAAUGGACUUGUGAAAUUUUUGAUAUGGAAAUGUUGACGCAAAGAAAUGCUGGUCAAGGUAUGGUUAGAUUACUACAACUUGCAUUAAAAUGUUGCGACAAAGCCCCAGAGAAAUGGCCAGAGAUGGCCGAAGUAGCGAGAGAGGUUGAAGAUAUUAAGUUGAACGAUGACAAUGAUGAGUUUUCUUUCGAACGGUCAGGCAGUACCGAUGUUUCCACUUCAGCACUUUGA